AUGGCCUACUCGAUGCGAGACUCUAGUGAUCAUUCACCCGUAGGACAUGAUGGAGAGUCGGUUUUUUCAAAAGGCUCUUCUAGUAGAUCAAAAACUAGUAAUACAACCCUCACUCGGGGUAGUAGUAUUGUUGGAAAAUUAGAAGAUACAUUAUUCUUCUUUCUAGUUUCUAUAAAAUUGCCAAAAGCAUUACCAAAUUGGCUUUUCAUAUUAUUGAAUAUAGUAUUGGUCGAGCAAUCAAUAGCUCUAGGUUGGGAGUCUGAAUUUAAUUGGGGUGAGUCUGCAAAAUUAGGUGUUAGGAUUAUUGCAGUUCCAAGAACAUUAGGUGCCAGUUGGUAUCCUUAUGAGCUCUUUCUUGCCGUUGCUGUAAUACUUGCUGUGUUAGAGUUGAUAGCUCUGGUUGCAAUCUACUAUGCUUAUAAAGCUCUUCAUAGAGGAAGUAAGCAUUCAUCAAAAAUCAAGAAUACAAUUAGAGCUAUAUGCAUGUUCUUUGGAGUGUUCGGACUUGGAUUUGUAUUUUGCUUGACCGCUUUUUGGGCUUGUGAUUAUUCUAAACAAGGUCUAGUAGUGGAUGGAGUUGCUCAAUAUGCUCUAAGAAGAAUUGUGAAUUCGAUUUUUGGUGGGUUGUACUUAUCUAAAGCAGGUGCUGCAAUAUCCAGCAUACUGGCCAUUGUAGCGAAUGAUCCUAUAGUUAUGAGAUAUGUCAGAAGAAGAUUAACUGAUUUCAAGAACGAGAAUAUCACCGUUCAAACUAGUGUUAAUGAAUUAGUCAAUCCAAAAUUUUUAAACUUAUAUUUGAAAUUCUCUAUCAAAACUAAAGAAGAUGAGUUAAUAACCAACUUGAUAAAGGUUGCUACAAAUCAAAGAUUAGAAUUAGAUACCUACACUCUGAUAAUUUCAUCUUUAUAUAUAUUUAAGAAAAUGAUGGGAGAUCAAUAUUCACCAAGCUUUUGCCUUCACCUACUUGCAAAGGCAGGUAAAAAGAACUCUAAUCUUGUAUUACGUUACCUUGUUUACCAAAGAACUAAGGAAAUAGAGGCUUCAAUUUCAACAGGAAAAAAUUCUUUAGAACUUAGACACAUUCUUGACACUGUGGAGAAACAACAGGAAAGAUUAAGACAAUAUCAAAAGCUAUUCUGGAAACACUUUGUGUCUAAUGAGGAAAACUCGGAAAAGGUAUAUAGUUUGGUUAAAAUGAUGCACACAUACAUGGAAAAUUCAAGUACAACGUUCAAUAACUUACUUGUUAAUUUCCAUAAUAACGCCCAAGUAUUGAGAAGCUAUGCAAAGUUUUUAGAAGAAUUCCUUUUUGAAGCUGAAUUGGCAGAUGAAUUUUAUGCUGAAGCAAACAUUUUGGAGGAUGAACAAUCAAAGAAACGAAGAUUUUCCUCUGACUCAAAGUCAGAAUUUAAGAAACGUAAUUUACCAGGCAACAAGGUGUUACCUGUCAAUUAUGUAGAUGAUGGUCCAAAUUACUUAGAACCAAAACAAGAUGAGAACGAUAUGGAAAAUUUGGAAUCAGCUAGUCAAUAUGGAGAUUACAAAAAAGACAAACAAACUAUAUACAGGUCAGCCAUCAACAAGCCAAACGAAAGCAAAAAGAAAUUUAUUUUCCUUCAAUCAUUGGGAUUUAUAUCAAUUGCUAUUAUUGCAAUUGUUUUAGGGUUGAAUCUGGGACUUGCAGAUGAUAGCGACCGUAUUACUACUGUAAAUCAAUUUUGCCAAGUGUCUCCUGUUCCCUACUUAAUUCUUUCAGGUAUUAGGUACAUUCAGAUAUUAUCUCCAACCAACACUACCAAUAGAUUUAAAUCAGAAUGGGCAAACCACAAGGCAAGAGUUAAGAGCAUAGUGACAAUUACACAAAAGGUUAAAGAUAUUAUGAACGAACAAAGAUUUGAGGUAGAGAGUAUGAAGCAGUUUGUUUAUGCAGACAAAAUAGUUCUUGUUCCAGUACUACAAACAGGAUCUGUAUCCAGUCUUAUAUCAACCCCUAAAAAUACUUCCUUAUCUGAUAUUACAAAUGAGCUCCACACUAUUGCUACAAAGCUAUAUGCUUGGAAACUUGAUGAUUACAUGAAUAUUUAUGAAAAUUAUGAGUUCUUGUAUAUAUGGCUAAACAGAAUAGCCAUUACUGGUGGUCUGGAAAGUUUUUGUGGCACUUUGAUCGCAAGAAGUGACACUUUUCUUAAUCAGGAAAAGAAUGUUUUCAUUUUUACCCUUGUUGGUGUGUUUGUGGUAUACGUGCUAUUCAUUAUUGUCUACACAAUUUUCUCUUAUAUUCACUUACUUCAUAUGGAAAAAUUAACAAAGCUUUUUGCAAAGCUUCCUAAGGAUAUUGUGGGUACAGUAUUUCACCAUUUGGAACAAAAAUCCGAGGAUAAGAUUGUGAAAAUCCAAAAAUCUAUUUUCACUCCUAAGAGAAUAAUUUCAGCACUCAUUAUUGCUAUUUUCCUCUUCACUGCUAUUGCAAGUGCUUUACUCCUUUAUGAGUGCUUGGACAUGAUGCAGACUUCAUUCAACACUAUGUUAAAGGUAGAGCAUGGUACAAAGGUAUUACAAAUUUCACAAAGAGCUAAAUUUAAACUUGGAGAACUUUUAUUAGGUGACUCUUCAAUAUUACAAACUAGCAUGAAAUCAUUCCACGAUGAAAUAAUUCAACAUUCACAACAGAUGAUGGAAGCCUGGUUAGAUUAUCGUUACGGUACAAUUGAGAAUGGAUUUUCUGGCAUAACAGGAGUUUCUUCUUUAGAUAUCAAGAUUUUGAGCCAAAACUGCACUGCAGAAAACUACACUUGUUAUGGAUUGGAUCAACUCAUGGAUGCAUAUACUUUAUCAGCAGAUAGAUUCAAUGAGGAUGCAUACAGACAUACAUAUAUUAAUAGUGUUUUGGUAGAAAGAUUUAUUGGAAUUUUUGCCAUUUCCAGUGAAUUCACUUCCAAAAUGUAUUCUGUACUUACUGGAUAUGUAGACACUUACAAAUCACCUACUAGAAUUAUCAGUCCAGCAAUAACAAGCGUUUCUGUUGCAAUAUUACUUAUAUUGACUUACACAAAGUAUUUACAAGUCAAAAGAUUCGAUAAUGAAAACCACCAAUUAAGAAGGAUGUUUAAUUUCAUUCAAUAUGAUGUUUUGGAGCAAUUCGAGGAGAUUAGGAACUAUAUUUUAUACUUUACAUUUUCUGAUGGUAAGAAGGCUGCAAAAGGAGAGAAAUUUUCAAAGACAAAAGCUAUUUUGGAUGCUGCUGUUGAUGGAGCUGUUGUGUUGAAUAGCAAAACAGGGUUUGUUGAUAUUAUCAAUCCAAGUGCUUUGAAUAUGUUGGGUUAUAAGGCUGAUGAAAUAUUAGGAAAGCCACCAUCUCUUUUAUUUACAGAUGCAAGCUCUAAUAAGAUAAGAGAUACAGUAACAUCGAUGGGUAAUGCCAUAAGAAGUUAUGGAGAGUCUUUUGAGGUGGAAGCUAAAAGAAAGAAUGGAACAACAUUCCCUGCUCAAGUAUCCAUGAGUGUCUCAUCAUUUGAAAAGAGUAACCUAAUCAGUUUGUUUAUCAAAGAUAUCACUUCAGAGAAGAAACAUAAUAUGUUAAUUGAAGAAGAAAAGAAGAAGAGUGAUUCUUUACUUUUGAAUAUUCUUCCUGAGCAAGUAGCUGCAAGAUUAAAAGCUGGUGAAACCUACAUUUCAGAAAAAAUUGAUGAUACCACUUGCUUAUUUAGUGAUAUGGUUAACUUUACCAAAAUGUCAUCAGGCAUGUCAGCUAUUGAUUUGAUUCAAAUGUUGAAUGCUAUUAUUAACGGAUUCGAUAGAGGUAUUAGCAAAUUUGGACUCGAAAAAAUUAAAACAAUUGGUGAUGCUUACUUUUGUGUUGGAGGUUUACAUCUUCAACAAUCAGACCAUCCAGAAAAAGUAUUAAGAUUUGCUAUGGAGAUGUAUUCUGUUAUUUAUGCGUAUAAUCUAGAAAAGAAAACAACUUUAAAUAUUAGAAUUGGGUUACACACAGGAAGUGUAAUUGCUGGUUGUAUUGGUACAUUGAAAUUUGCUUAUGAUUUGUGGGGUGAAAAUGUUACUCUUGCAUCUAAAAUGGAAUCAACUGGUAUUCCAGGUAAAAUCCAAGUAACCAGACAAACCUACGAAAGAGUCUAUGAUAUCUUUGAAUUCGAUGAGAGAAAAGGUGUUGAAAUCAAAGGUAAAGGACAAAUUACUACCUACAUUCUCAAAGAGAAACAUUACCAACAUCCUAUUCCAAACGAAACGGACAUCUCUUUAGAAGAAAUGUCUAAGAGUAUGAAACGAGAUAUUGAUAAGUAUGAUAUUGUUAUUCCAAUAGGAGACGAUAACAUGAAGCAAAACCAACAACCAAUACCUAUUAUUGAAACUCACAAUGUUGAUGCUGAACUUGAAGCUGAGAAAUUUAUUAAGAAUUAA
Molecule: messenger RNA, 4416 nt
Organism: Naegleria gruberi
Lineage: Eukaryota; Heterolobosea; Eutetramitea; Acrasida; Naegleriidae
Exons: 7
Coding region: 1-4416 (1471 amino acids)
Biological process (GO): cyclic nucleotide biosynthetic process; intracellular signal transduction
Source: RefSeq, a predicted model, not a curated record